Molecule: messenger RNA, 987 nt
Organism: Amborella trichopoda
Lineage: Eukaryota; Viridiplantae; Streptophyta; Magnoliopsida; Amborellales; Amborellaceae
Source: RefSeq, a predicted model, not a curated record
AUGAGACGUGUAAGGGAAGCUAUAUUUGAGAAUAACAUAUGGAAUGAAGAGAUAUUGGAGAUUGUUGAUCGUAGGUGGAGAGACCAACUGCAUCAGGAUAUCCAUACAACGGGGUUCUUUCUUAAUCCACAAAAUUUGUACUCCAAUGUCACUUUAGAUUAUGUAGAUAUCAUGGAAGGGGUAAGAAACUGCAUCUACAGGCUUGAACCUGAUAUUGAAACUCAGAUGGAGUCACAAUGGUGGACGAUACACGGAAUUCGAACAAAGAAAUUGCAAAAGAUUGCCGUUAGAUUUUUGAGUCAAACAUGUGCUGCCUUGGGCUGUGAGAGAAACUGGAGUACAUUUCAGUGGAUACAUGCCCCGAGGCGGAAUAGGUUAAAGACACAGACGCUGUACAACUUGGUGUACAUUUAUUAUAAUUUAAAAUUGAGAGAGAAACAUACAAGGAGGACCCCCACAGACUACACGCCAAUCAACCUUGAUUACAUCUUCCGGAGGGACCUCGCUGAUGAGUGGGUGUCACUAAGGACCCUACUAAUAGACCAAGAUUUUCUUAGUGGGGCAGCUACCGAUAUGGAUGAUAAUGUGAAUGUUGCAGCAUCUAAUGAAGGAGACAUGACAAUGGACAUGGAUGACGAUUAUACACAAGAUGAAGAUGAUGCACAUGAUGAUGAAACAUAUGAGACAAUGGAAAACAAUUGGAAAGAACCAAUCAUCCAGGAAUGUGAAGGGGCUCAACAUGAUGCGAUGCCUGAUGAACAGGAAGAUUUAAUGAGAUUGGCUAGGGAGGAAGUCCAGGCAUUGAAGCAUAGGAGUUACUCAACAAGGGAGAGACGAAGCCGUGGCCAUCACCGUAACCUGGUUAUUCAUGAUGAUGACAAUAUUGAAGAUGCUGAGGGCCAUAACACAGAACAGUGUGGGGGUAAUACAGAGGUGCGGGUAACACAGAACAGGGUGGGGAAGAGCAUGAAGGCUGGACGAGUCUAA